AAGUAUGCAUUUAGCCACAUGGGGGCAGGCUUAAAGCAUACUGUAUAGCUUGCAGGUCUGAUCAGAGUAGAGCAGAAGGGUAUAAAAACAAGCUAUCUUAUCAGAAGAAGCCAGCUGCUAAUAUACACAGGUUCUUUGCCUUCACUCUUGCCUAUGGAAACACAUGGAUUCAAAUCAAAUCUGUAGACGGGGAGACACCAAAUGAAAAUACAGAGGAUGCUCUGGAGUGUAGGAGGCACAGAGACGCAGCACUGUGCCUUUUGUCAUCACCAAGCGUAUUCCUUAUUCCCCAGAGUGGAUAUUAUGUGAUCAAGGACAAGUUGUGAUGAUGAAAAGGGAGAAAAAUAAUUAAAUUUGAAAUGAUUCAAUUUCAUUAGAUGUGUUUGUAAUUCAUUUUCAAGCCCUAAAUCCCACUGUAUAAAUCAAUAGCUCUCAUGUUCUCUGCAUGUUCAACAAAUCAAACGUUAAGCACGGUUUCACACUGGCACACACACACACACACGCUGUCUUAUCACAGAGCUCAGUCCUCCAGCAGCAGGCGCGUGUGAUAAGAAAGCAGCAGGCUCCUUAAAGCAGUCGAAAAAGAGGCUUCAGGAAACAUCUUCUCUGGACCACCUACAGCACGGUACCACAAUGUUGUCCCUCACACAACACGAGCCAUAAUGGAACCUCUGCUAUCUCUGGAGGAAGGUCCACCCUUUCCUGUUCAGCACACUGAACAAACAAAAGUUUCAGCAAACUAUGAGAGGGAUCACAUCUCUUUUUCCAAAUGUAAGUGAUGUUAAAGGAUGCCACUCAAAACAUGUUCCAAGAGGCCUUGUGAUGAGCUUUUUGUUAAGUGAAUGGAUGAUUGACAGCUCCCUCAUUUGUCACUCACUGAAGAUGCUUCAUUCAAAAACAGAAAAUAACAGCCAAACAGCCAUGGACAGCCUAAACAAAGGCUUAUCCCAAACCUUAACCAUAUCAAGUUAUGACUAACCCUCACCUUAACCUAACCACAAUUCAAAUCUUAGCUCUAAACCAGUUCCUCAAACAAAAACAAUGAGGCUCUGUCUUAUUAGGACCAGGUUUUGGUCCAAAAAGUUGUUGUUUUUCCCCUCUGCCAUGAGGACUACUGGUUCUUACAAGGUCGGUGUUUAUAAAAGCAAAGGUCCUGGAAAGGUAACACAUACAAGCACACGGACGCACGCACGCGCGCGCGCGCACGCACACACCGAAUCCUCAUAGUGUAACGUUCAUUGACGACUCAGCACAAUGCUGCUGAGACCGCGGAGGCGCACAGAGGCGAGCAGAGCGAUGAGAUGCUCCCAUCGAGGAGGACACAGAUGGACAGCCUAGUUCAGCCGCUCGUUGCCCAGUACCUCGCCAUGGGAUGUCAGUCGAAAGAAAACAACCAAAACGAAAGUGUCCCGUCGGACGAGAAAGGAAAGGACGACGCUAGAGUGACUCCAAGAUGCAGCUCCAGGUCUAGAGUUUCUCCUCCAGGCCGCCCUCACAGGUUCCACAAACCCAGCCCGACCCAGACCGUCCCGGCCAAACCCAUGACACCCUUGGGACACCUCACCAAGGGGGGAAGCUGGGAGGAGCUCAUCCAGGCCUGUCUGCAGUGCUUCGACCCCGACGGCUGUGUGUGCGGGAGCAGCCACCUGUUGAACAUCACCCUGACCAUGCACCGGCUCCUCACCUCAUCCAGCGAGCUGCUGGACAAGCUAAUGGCUCUAUUCAAAACAGCGCUGGACAAUGAGCAGCCAGCAGAGUGCCAGAGGAUAUGCUACCUCAUCAGGCAUUGGAUCCAAGAGUUCUGGAUGAUGUUCCGGCUGGACCGCAGUUUGUCGGACAGCCUGGACCAGUUCCGGGAGCUGAUCAGAGAGCAGGGACAGGAGCAUCUUUGCUCUCUCCUAGAGACCAAGUGGAUAAGCGAGCGGGACUGGUCGUGGAAGGCCAGCCAUAAGAUCAAACCCCACAGCAGCAAAAAGAGGAAGGUCUCGCUACUCUUCGACCACCUGGAGCCCAUUGAGUUGGCCGAGCAUCUCACCUUCUUGGAGUUUAAGUCUUUCUGCAGGAUAUCAUUUGUAGACUAUCUGAACUACAUCCGCAGCUGCUGCAUGAAGGACAUCCCUGUGAUGGAGCGUUCCAUUGCGUUGUGUAAUGGUGUCUCCCAGUGGGUUCAGUUGAUGGUGCUGAGUCGGCCAACUGCUCAGCUGAGGGCUGAGGUUUUCACCAAGUUUAUCCACGUGGCACAGAGUCUACAUGUCAUGCACAACUACAACACACUAAUGGCAGUGGUUGGAGGUCUUUGUCACAGCUCCAUCUCCAGACUAAAAGACACCACCUCGCAUGUUUCCAGUGAGGUCACUAAGGCACUUAAUGAGAUGACGGACCUGCUGUCCUCGUGCAGAAAUUUCGACAACUACAGGCAAGCUUACAGCAGGUGCACAGGAUUUAAAAUCCCCAUCGUGGGCGUCCACCUCAAAGACCUGAUUUCGGUCAACGAAGCCAUGUCAGACUACGUGGAGGACAACAAGGUCAACGUCCAGAAGCUCCAGGCGCUCUACAGCCACAUCAACGAGCUGAUCCAGCUGCAGCACAUCCCGCCUCGGCUGGACGCCAACAAGGACCUGGUCCAUCUGCUGACGCUCUCCCUGGACCUUUACUACACCGAGGACGAGAUCUAUGAACUGUCUUACGCCAGGGAGCCCAAGAACUGCAAAGCACCUCCAGCCACCCCCUCUAGACCUCCAGUGGUUGUGGACUGGGCAUCAGGAGUGGCCCCCAAACCUGAUCCCCGAACCAUCAGCAAACACGUGCAGCGAAUGGUGGAUUCCGUGUUCAAAAACUACGAUCACGACGAGAACGGCUUCAUCUCUCAAGAGGACUUUGAGAAAAUUGCCGUCAGCUUUCCUUUCUCCUUCUGUGUCAUGGACAAAGAGAAGGAAGGCCUCGUCAGCAGAGAGGAGAUCACGGCCUAUUUCAUGCGCGCGAGUGUCAUCUGCUCCAAACUGGGCCUCGGGUUUGUCCACAACUUCCAGGAGACCACGUACAUGAAACCCACGUUCUGUGACAACUGCUCAGGCUUUCUGUGGGGUGUCAUCAAACAAGGCUACAGGUGCAAAGACUGCGGGAUGAACUGCCACAAGCUGUGCAAGGACCAGGUGGCGUUUGAGUGCAAGAAGAACGCCAAAGCAGGCAGCGCCAUCGACAGUCCCACGCCGAGCUUCACGCCGAGCUCCACGCCGAGCUCCACGCCCGUCACCAUGAGCACCUCAGAUGGUUCAGAGGAAUGUCCCUUCCCUUAUCCACCAGAUGACAACAAAGACUGGAGCCCAGACUCCCCAGUCAUCCCCACCUCAAGGCCUCGGAAGGUUGACAGUGGCACUCAGACAGAGGGACCUCAAUUAUUCGCUGCGGCCCCCGAGGCCGGCCGCCUUCAGCCAUGCCUGAUAGUCCCCACGGCGCCCACCUUGACCUCGUGUCCCAGCCCGGUGCCCCAGAGAAAACAGCGGCACUGCGUCAAGUGGGAAAACAGAGCGUCUGUCGUGCAAAAGCCUAAAGAGCCAGAGGAAGACAACAAACCUUCCUAUGAAUCUCUGGAAUCAGAAAACCAGAGGCUGCAGAAAGUCAAUGAGACACUACGUAGGAAGCUGAAGGAGACAGAGCGGGAGGUGGAGAUACUAAAGACACUGCUGAAGAGACACGCUCUCCACCCCGUGGAGGAGGACGACUCCUCCUCUUAGACAUGUAUUGACAGAAUACUGCAGCUUCUCUAGGGAGACUGCUGCUGCCUCCCUCUGGCAGCACAUAGAAAUGAAUUCAGUAGUUAACUUAUUUGGUCACGAUGGACGGUGCAGGUCAAAUCAUCAGUAUAACUUUAUGUUAUAAAGUAGGAGACAAUAGAAAUAGCCAGUGGGGGGGUUUAAUGCAGUAAUGGUACACAGCCAUUCAGUUUAAAUAUUAUUAACUUUACAGUAUGAAUAUGCUACAAAGGCUGUAGUGUUUUACAGGAACUAAAUAACAAAUUAUCUUAAGAGUUCAAUGAAGGAGUGCAGUAUUUUAGAGUGACAAAAAUAGCAGAAAGUGAUCAAUCUUUGGUCAGUUAAUGGCCUGAGAUAUUUAUGUUAAACAUAAAGUGGAAAUCGGAGGCCACAGUAAAUGUAUGCAGCUUAGUAUUUUUUUAAAAAAAGGAAAAGACGUUUGUGGCACGAGUGACAGGUCUUCUUUGUUUUCUUCUUCUUCUCAUUAUUAUUAUUAUUAUUAUUGUUAUCAUCAUUAAUAGUACAGCAGCAGAUUAACAGUUCAUCACAGCGUGAAUGGCCUCACAUAUACGCGGUCGAUGUCAUAAACCUGUAGGCGCACAUGCUGUGAAUAUUUAUUGUCUGAAACACUAACCAUAAUGAUAUGUGACGAGUGGGAUAAAUUAACAUUUUUGUACAGUUUGCUGGUACCUUCAGUGAAUUACUGUAUUUAUGCUUGUGUGUUGGCAUCAUAUUGAUACUUUCUAUCGUGCAGCCGUCAGUUUAUUAUCAUUAUUAUUAUUAUUAUUAUUAUUAUUGAGUCGUCCACUGUAGCAGUGUUGUACUAUGAGCGGAAGUCAGUAUGGGUGUGUUUGUACUAUGUACUGUAAAUACAAAGUAUACAUGGUGUCGUCUUAUA
Solea solea (common sole) is the source of this 4650-nucleotide messenger RNA. RefSeq names its product RAS guanyl-releasing protein 1-like. NCBI's taxonomy places the organism in Eukaryota, Metazoa, Chordata, Actinopteri, Pleuronectiformes, Soleidae. Gene Ontology annotation, molecular function: calcium ion binding; guanyl-nucleotide exchange factor activity. Gene Ontology annotation, cellular component: plasma membrane. Gene Ontology annotation, biological process: Ras protein signal transduction; positive regulation of GTPase activity. The transcript has 17 exons. The coding region runs from base 1302 to 3734 and encodes 810 amino acids. The record is from RefSeq and is a predicted model, not a curated record.